AUGACGAGCGACUCCGCGGAGUUCCGAUUAGCCAUACGCACUUGUAGAAUCGGUACUUGUCGCGCGCAGCACGCUGGAAGGGCGUGCCCGUUUCCGCAAUAUCUGAACAAGCCACAGGCACACGCCUCCCGUUCUCACGCGCUCGCCAUCCGAUCUCCUCCCCGCGCCAUCCGUUCUCCUCUCCCCGCCUCCCGCACUCCUGUCCCCGCCUCCCGUGCUCCUCUCCCCGCCUCCCGCACUCCUUUCCUCGUCUCUCGUGCUCCUCUCCCCACCUCCCGUUCUCCUCUCCCCAUCUCCCGUGCUCCUCUCCCCACCUCCCGCACUCCUCUCCCCACCUCCCGAGCUCCUCUCCCCACCUCCCGCACUCCUCUACCCACCUCCCGUACACCUCUCCCUUCCCUCCCAACUCCCCAACUCUUCCCAUUCUCUCCCUUGCUCUCCCUGCUCCCCUUCCCUCCCUUCUCUCCCUUCCCUCCCUUCUCUCCCAACCCUCCCUUCUCUCCCUUCCCGCCCUUCUCUCCCUCACUCUCCCUGCUUCCCUUCCCUCCCUUCUCUCCCUUCCCUCCCUUCUCGGACUUCCCUCCCUUCUCUCCCUUCCUCCCUUCCCUCCCUUCCGUCCUACCCAGAUGGACGGCGACCGAGCUUUCGAUAUGCAUGGGGGACAUGGUGGGCAUGGCAGGAAUGGAUUGGAGAGGAGGGGUGAUGGGUGUGUGGACCAGCAGGAGCAUGCAGACCAUCAAAAGGGGGUACGCGGAAGGGGGUAUGCGGAAGGGGGAAUGCGGAAGGGGGAACGCGGAAGGGGGAAUGCGGAAGGGGGAACGCAGAAGGGGGGACGCGGAAGGGGGAACGCGGAAAGGGGGAAGGUGGAAGGGGAAGGCGGAAGGGGGAAUGCGGUAG
Closterium sp. NIES-65 is the source of this 897-nucleotide messenger RNA. The record is from the annotation of a GenBank genome assembly. Lineage: Eukaryota; Viridiplantae; Streptophyta; Zygnematophyceae; Desmidiales; Closteriaceae.